Molecule: messenger RNA, 1033 nt
Organism: Pollicipes pollicipes
Lineage: Eukaryota; Metazoa; Arthropoda; Thecostraca; Pollicipedomorpha; Pollicipedidae
Product: heat shock protein Hsp-12.2
Exons: 3
Coding region: 152-697 (181 amino acids)
Biological process (GO): response to heat; protein refolding
Cellular component (GO): cytoplasm; nucleus
Source: RefSeq, a predicted model, not a curated record
AGGCGGCGCUGAGUCAGCGUCGAACCUUCUCGUCGGUCCGUCGGAGCCGACGCUCAAAUAGCGGCGCCGCGCCGCCAGCCGCCACUCAGCCGCCGCCGGUUCCAGCCGCAGGUGUCCGACGCUCGGCAAGCGCCCAGACCCCAGAGCCGCCAUGUCGGUGCCAAUGUACUUCGACGAUCCGUUCUUCGACGACGCGCUGCGCGACUUCGGCCGCCACCGCACGCCGCGCGUGUUCGACCAGCACUUCGGCAUGGGCGUGCGCCGGCCCCACGUUGACGUGGAGGACUACCUGCCGCUGCGCUCCAGCCGUCGCUACGUCACUAGGCAGCCGGUGGUGCUCCACAGGCAAAACUCAGGCACCUCGGAGAUCGUCAACCACAAGGACCGGGUGGAGAUGAAGCUGGACGUACAGCACUUUACACCAGACGAGCUCAAGGUCAAGAUCUCGGACGGCAAGGUGGUGGUCGAGGCCAAGCACGAGGAGAAGGCGGACGAGCACGGCUGCGUGUCGCGCCAGUUUACGCGCAAGUACGAGCUGCCCGAGGAUGCCGAUGAGGACGCCGUGGUGUCCCACCUCAGCAAGGAAGGUGUCCUCACCAUCACGGCGCCGCGCAAGGUUCCCGAGCAGCCGAGCAAGCCGGAGAAGUCGGUGCCGCUCAAGGUGGACAAGGAGGAGAAGAAGGCGGAGAAGAAGUGAGAGGUGUGGUGUCCCGGACCUGAUGGAAGGACCCUGAGGGCGGUAAAGCGAUUUGGGCUGUCACUCAGCGACCGAACUCGAUAUUCUACGGCGGAAGAUCGUGGUUCACAUCGCAGUCUGGCAUCACUCUGCACCGGUGCCAGUGCACAAGCCGUCAGAUCAAAGCAGUGAUACACCGCCUGUGACACAUACUUGGCACUUGCAGCCGAUCGUAAAUAUUGAUAAGCUGUGUGGAGGGCAGGAAUCGGCUGAGAAAAUGUUUGUAACAAGCGAAAAAUGUGUUGCUUUCGUUAAGGCAGACGGAAAAAUAAACAACGGAGAACCAAUGCAACGUAA